Molecule: messenger RNA, 937 nt
Organism: Beta vulgaris subsp. vulgaris (sugar beet)
Lineage: Eukaryota; Viridiplantae; Streptophyta; Magnoliopsida; Caryophyllales; Amaranthaceae
Exons: 1
Coding region: 294-734 (146 amino acids)
Molecular function (GO): calcium ion binding
Source: RefSeq, a predicted model, not a curated record
AAACAACAAAUUCUCCCAAUAAUAUGCCUAAAAAAAUCCUCAUACAGUAGAAAUUUUUGUUUUUUUUUUAUUUUUUUACUUUUUUAUUAUUUUGUAGGUGGUGUGAAAUUAGAAUCUCUAUGUCCACACUCGACACAUGUUGUAGGAGAUAAAAUCCUUGCGCCCGCCCAAAAAAAUAAGAAGAAAAAAUCCUCGCAAAAACCAUAAAUAUCCCCGAACCUAAACGGCCAAAAACCACACAACAAUCUCAAAGUGAAAAAAUCAGCAAUUGACUAAAUCAUCUACCAAAAAAGAUGGGAGUAGUGAUAAUCGACGGAACAACCGUAAGAUCUUUCGUAGAAAACGAAGCUCAAUUCAACGAAAGCAUCAACAAUACAUUCGCAACCUUCGACCUUAACGGAGAUGGCACGCUAUCGCGCGGCGAACUUCGCAAGGCUUUCGAGUCGAUGCGACUAAUCGAAACCCAUUUCGGGGUCGAUGUCGCCCGCCCAACCCCUGCGCAACUCACGGUUCUGUAUGACUCUAUAUUUGAUGGCUUCGACCUCGAUCACAACGGCACGGUUGAUAUCGAGGAGUUUAGGAUUGAAAUGAAGAAAAUAAUGCUUGCUAUUGCGGAUGGUUUGGGUGAGGCACCUAUACAAAUGGCGCUUGAAGAUGAUGGGACUGAGAAUUGGCUUCAGAAAGCAGCUGAUCUUGAGGCUUCGAAAGUGGGGGAAGAUCGAAAGUCGACUUAGAGUAGUGGGUUUUGGUUGUUGGGUGAUGGGAUCAUGGGAAUAAUUAUGUUUUGUGCGGUACACGUAAGGUGUUUGUGUUUAUGUAUCAAUGAGUAAGAUGGUUUUUCUAGAAUGUUUCUGUUUAUAUGAAUGAGUUUAUGAGUGAGAUGGUUUUCUAGAAUGUUUUGUUUUAAUAUGACAAUCCCAGUUUCCUGUUUUGUGCA